This is a messenger RNA of Pseudoliparis swirei, 2096 nucleotides long. It is a transcript of the gene nfatc2ip, whose product is annotated as nuclear factor of activated T cells 2 interacting protein. Bases 809 to 1954 code for a protein of 381 amino acids. Lineage: Eukaryota; Metazoa; Chordata; Actinopteri; Perciformes; Liparidae. Gene Ontology annotation, biological process: cytokine production; positive regulation of transcription by RNA polymerase II. The record is from RefSeq and is a predicted model, not a curated record. The transcript is spliced from 9 exons.
AUGUUAGCCCGCUACAUCUGCUGCUGUCCCGCUGCACGGUGUAGCGAUGCUAACAAAGUACCGUACGUUAAACACGAUGUGAUUUAGCAUAUUUUUAGUAUCGAUACUUCAUUAAGAGAGCGAUCAGAGCGCACGCGCUGCUCCGUGUCGAGCUGUCUGCGCAGCGCUAACAGCGAGAGAAGAGGCGGAGCUUAGAGACUUCGGCUUAAAAAAUACAAAGAUGCCAGAAGUGAAAUGUUUCAGUCUGUAAAGUUGUGUAACUCUCCAGCUGCUCAUCCUGAUGAACUGUGGAUCAUCUGGUCAGAGACUAACGGCCUCAUAGUGUAUAAUCAAUGCUAUGAUGGAACCAUGUAGUUUCAUUCAUAUCUGGCUGUAUUAAUACUCAUAUUACUGUCAUUUGUUAAGUGUUGAAAAAGUUGGUAAAAAGUGAACCAUACAGAUGUUUUAUUUAUUACUAUUAUAGAUAAAUAUACCAGUCUCGUAUUUAUGGUACCAUAUUGUUUUUAUCUUAUUGUAUUGAAUUCUGGUAUCGGGUAUCAUGAUAUUUAUGGCAGGUAUGUAAUAUGUAUAGCAGUUAUAAUAUGAGUAUCGUGACAAACAGGUAGAGACAGAACAGAUUCAGGGAGAAGUCCAUGAGGACUGGUCAGGAAAAAAAAGGAAGUUGGUUCAUGAAUGACUUUAACCAUAUUAUAUAUAAUGACAAUGUAUAUUUGUUAUUACUAUCAUUAUAGGGCUGAGUCAGAGCGGAGGACCUUUUGUUCUUAAACUGUUUAUUAUCAUUAUUUAGAUUUGUGGUCAGAACAAUAAUAUGACUAGUUGUGGUUCUAAAAGCUUUGAGGCUUCAAACAACGUGGAUGUGGUGACAACAAAACAAAAAGUCACCUGCACCCCCCCCCCCCCGUUGUCACCUUUUUCACCCCUCAUGAGUUUGCAGGUGUGUGACGGUGAGCAGGUGAAGCCCCCCCCCAAACGCAGACGCAUCCUGGACGCGUCGGCCGUGGUGUCGGUGCCGGUCUACUCCAACAAGGUGAGCAGCAGCCUGCGCCUGCAGCCGAUGGCGUCCGUGUUCACCGGCCACGACAACUCAGACGACGGCUUGUGGUCGAGGUUUUCUUCUCGAGUCCCGGCGCCGAACGCCGUGGAGCUCAGCGACUCCGAGGAGGACGACGCAGAACCGAAGAACACGGAGAACGUGGAGCGCUCUCUAAAAAACACGUGGCUCUCAAAAGAAGGUUCUCCUGAUGAACAGAACCGGGUUCUCUGCUUCAGAACCGAGUCCUGCUGCCCCUCUCCACCGGAGAGCCCAGAGCAGAAGCAGUCGAGACAAGUCCAGAGGAAGCUCAGUGAGGCCGACAGGAAGCUGCGGGCGGUGAACUCCUUCCUGUCUCCUGAGCGUCCGGACAGGAAGUCCUUCCAGGACGACGAUGACGAAGAUGACGAUGACGACGUGAACCCCUCUGGCCUCCGGCGGUCCCCCUACAGCUCGGCGCUCCGGGAGAUCCCCCUAAAGAUCCGCUGCCGGACCGACGUCCACAAGAUCCUGGUUCAGUCGUCGACGCCUCUGAGUGACGUGUUGACCCAGCUGUCCGUCGUCCUCGCCGUGCCGCCUCCUCGCCUCCUGCUGCUCAGGAAGGAGGAGGAGCUCCCGUUGGGCGCCACCGUCGGCGAGCUCGGCCUCGGCAUCGCCGACAUCCUCGAGUGCGUUGUCAUGGCGGCGGAGGACGACCGCGGCGUCACCGUGAGACUGCAGAGCAAAGACCGGGCCGCCGCCCAGGAGUUCACCCUGCAGCGGGACUGUCCUCUGGGCUCCAUCUUCUCUCUCUAUCUCUCCCCCCUCCCCCCCGCCGCCCAGAAGAAGGUGCGCUUCCUGUUCGAUGGCGGCCGCGUGGCGCCCGGUCAGACGCCGGCGCAGCUGGAGCUGGAGGACGGCGACAUCAUCGAAGUCUGGCUUUAGGUUGCUAGGUCACCAGCGAGUUACGUUAACAUGACAUCAUGUUUCAGAACAUUCAUAUUUGUACAAUUGUAAACUUAUUUAACUCUACUUUGUACUUUUUCUUUUUUCACUCCUGGAAAUAAUAAAAAUUAGUUGCAAUUUC